Molecule: messenger RNA, 2832 nt
Organism: Cokeromyces recurvatus
Lineage: Eukaryota; Fungi; Mucoromycota; Mucoromycetes; Mucorales; Mucoraceae
Product: P-loop containing nucleoside triphosphate hydrolase protein
Exons: 7
Coding region: 1-2832 (943 amino acids)
Biological process (GO): protein import into peroxisome matrix
Cellular component (GO): peroxisomal membrane; cytosol
Molecular function (GO): ATP binding; ATP hydrolysis activity
Source: RefSeq, a predicted model, not a curated record
AUGACAAGUCCAGUACAGCAAGGAUAUAUUAUCUCAAAUGAUCGUACAAGAGUAUUAACUAUCGAUUCAUCAGAUACUAAUAAGGACAGUAAAGAUAAAAUUACAGAAGAAAUAUCUAAUCUUUCAACCUCUACGACGGCCUUUAAUAUAUUAACUUCACCUACUAUACCUGAUGUGAUUGAGCCAAAAGAGUUCAAUGUUCAAAUAUUAAAACAACAAUGGCCAGAGUGUCGUGUAUAUCCUUUUCCAAAUAAAACAGAUGAUAACGAAAACCGGGUUUUUGUUGAUAUUAAAGAUUUGGCACAAUGUGGUGUAUUCAGUGGUGAUUGGGUAUUAGUAAGUGGAAACAAUCCUAAAAAAUCAAGGCUGUGUCGUAUAUAUGGUGUAGAUAUUGUUUCUGAGACUAAGUUUAAUAUUAGAAAUAUAGUAUAUAUCCCGCCUGCAUUAUAUUUUAACCUUGAUUUGCCACUUCCACCUAUAUCAGUUGAGAACGUUAAGAUAACUAUUACAAGAGUAAACGAUUCUCCCUUUGAUGGUCCAUCUAUAGCACAAGCUGUAACCAUUGCUCGUAUCGCCUCUCCAGCGUCUAUGGAUAAAGCUUUACAAUCAGCUUUUCUUGAAUCAUUGAAACUAUGGUUUGAAGCAAAAGAACGUAUUGUAUGCAAAGGAGAUAUCAUUACUAUUUGCCUUAAUGAAGAUAGCGCACGUAUGAAACCUCAAGAUGAUGAGUUUAACUUGACCAUUAUUCCUCAAUGUAAGCCUACAACUCUUGCUUACUUUAAAGUAACACGGCUAGAUUCAGAUGAUGAAGGCACUAAAAUUCAUCCUCAUUACUUUGGAUUUGGUCGUCGUAUUGUUCCUAGUAAAACACAAAUGAUCCAAACAGGCGUCGAAUAUUCACGUAUACCUAUAGGCCAUAUCUCAUAUUACUAUAAUCUUAGUGAGAAAUUACCCUUAGUUAGAUCAAACUCUGCUGCAUUCAAACAACUGUAUGAAUUAGUUUCUUCUUCUCUUCAUCCUCUGGGUCGUGACUUUAAAUUAUCAUGCAAUGUCUUAUUCCAUGGACCACGAGGUGGAGGAAAGACAACUUUAGUUAGAGAAGUAACUGAAAGCCUCGGUAUUCAUUUAUUUGAAUUCUCAAUAUAUGAUAUCAUUUCAGAUACAGAUGCUAAAACAGAAAUUCAUCUGCGUGCGAAAUUUGAUAAGGCCACUGCAUUAGCACCUUGUGUUGUCUUAGUUAGACAUAUGGAAGGAUUAGCAAAAAAAAGUGCUGUAAUUGAAUCUGGUCAAGAGCCCUUGUUAGCUACAGUUCUUCAAGAGUGUAUCAAGAAUGUGAAUUCUGCUCAUGCAACAACAGGCUAUCCUGUUAUGGUGGUUGCCACUACAGGUGAUGUUGAUGCACUGCCUUCGAGUGUUUUAUCAUGCUUUAGAUAUGAAAUUUCAAUGGGUGCACCUGAUGAAAAAACUCGUCUACAAAUACUUUCUAAUUUACUUCAUGAAAGCCCUUUAGCACCCGAUGUUUUUCUUCCAAGUUUAGCAACACAGACAGCUGCAUUAGUAGCUAAAGAUUUGGUUGAUUUGGUUAGUCGGGCAGAGGAUCAAGAAAAUAGUUCAUCAGAAAUAACCUCAAAUGUAGACAAUAUAAAAGCGCUUGAUAUUCAAGCUGCUGGCAUUGUACUGACUGCUGCUGAUUUUGAAGCUGCAUUAGGAGAAGCUAGAGCAAGUUAUUCUGAUUCUAUAGGUGCACCAAAGAUUCCUUCCGUAACUUGGGAUGAUGUAGGUGGAAUGGCACAUAUUAAAGAUGAUAUCCUUGAUACGAUUCAAUUACCUUUAGAACAUCCAGAACUAUUUGGAGCUGGUCUCAAAAAACGUAGUGGUAUUCUCCUUUACGGUCCUCCUGGAACUGGAAAAACAUUACUUGCAAAAGCAAUAGCUACAUCUUGCUCUCUGAAUUUCUUCUCUGUUAAGGGUCCUGAAUUACUUAAUAUGUAUAUUGGUGAAUCAGAGGCUAAUGUUCGUCGUGUAUUUCAACGUGCUCGUGAUGCUAAGCCAUGCGUUAUAUUUUUUGAUGAAUUAGAUUCAGUUGCUCCUAAGCGUGGUGAAAAAGGUGAUUCUGGAGGUGUAAUGGACCGUAUUGUUAGCCAGUUAUUAGCAGAAUUAGAUGGUAUGUCAGAAAGUGAUGAAGGUUCUGGUGCUGGUGACGUUUUUGUUAUUGGUGCAACAAACAGACCAGAUUUAUUAGACCCUGCAUUAUUACGUCCUGGAAGAUUUGAUAAACUUCUUUAUCUUGGUGUAAGUGAAGAUCAUGAAUCACAACUUCGUAUUAUUGAAGCAUUAACAAGAAAGUUCCGGCUUCAUCCAAAUUUAGAUCUUCGUAGAGUUGCUGAACGUUGUCCUUUCCACUAUACAGGUGCUGAUUUUUAUGCUUUAUGCUCUGAUGCCAUGUUGAAGGCAAUGACACGUGUUGCUGAUUCUAUUGAGAGCAAGGUUAAAAAAUUGAAUGAGGAAAAGCGUAUUGACCUUCCUCAACCAAUAACAGCACAAUACUAUUUAUCCCACUUAGUAACGCCUGACGAAAUUAUUGUCCAAGUAGAAGAAGCAGAUUUUGUAAAAGCCUUGGAAGAGCUAAUUCCAAGUGUCUCUGCUACGGAACUCAAACACUAUUCUAAGGUUAGAGAAAGAUUUGAAAAGACUAAAGACGAAGAUGAAAUAGACAAAGUAAUUACCAAAGAAGAAAAAAUAGAACAAAUGAUUGGAAAUUAUAAUGAAAAAAAAGAAGAGAACGUAAAGGCUGCUCUAAAGAGAAGAAAAGGAAAGCAACGAGCCGAAUAG